Messenger RNA from Suillus discolor, 545 nucleotides. RefSeq lists its product as uncharacterized. Lineage: Eukaryota; Fungi; Basidiomycota; Agaricomycetes; Boletales; Suillaceae. Bases 27 to 326 code for a protein of 99 amino acids. The transcript has a single exon. The record is from RefSeq and is a predicted model, not a curated record.
CAGGCGAUACACUGGACCUCAGUGGCAUGGCGUAUGCAGAAGGCGCGGAACUAGAUACCGGGAAGCAAUGCCUACCCGGGACGCGCACGGAAAUCUUGUCGGAGAUCACGGACUGGGUCAGCAGGACCGGAGACGAUGUCCAGCGUGUGUUCUGGCUAUCUGGCCCUGCAGGCAAGGGCAAGUCAGCCAUCGCCCACACGAUUGCCAACUGGUUCAACAAUGUGGGCGGGCUCGGUUCGUGUUACUGCUUCGAUCACCAGCGAGACGCUGAGCGUCAUCAUGAAAAGAUUCUUCUACAUCGCGCGCGGACCGUGAUCCGGAGAUGAGGCGAGCAUUGGCAGAGGCAGAUGAGAAUUCGCUGAAGACUACUACAGCGGACAUCGUUCAGCAGUGGAACAAGCUUCUGAUGAAACCACUGGCAUUCGCUCGUUUCAUUUUUGUUCGUCUCUUGGGCUAUGCUUGCUCGGGAUAGAUAGCAUUAUUUAUGAUAAGUUUAGGCGUAAUUUAUCAUCGUAUGCGCAUGGCGUUCUGCAAGCCCGUCUUGA